This is a messenger RNA of Ceratina calcarata, 1195 nucleotides long. RefSeq names its product Cellular Repressor of E1A-stimulated Genes (gene CREG). Lineage: Eukaryota; Metazoa; Arthropoda; Insecta; Hymenoptera; Apidae. The record is from RefSeq and is a predicted model, not a curated record. The transcript is spliced from 5 exons. Bases 225 to 1103 code for a protein of 292 amino acids.
AAACAUACCUAUUUAACAAGUGACGGCGUGUUAGCCUCGAACGUGCGUACUCGACGAUCAUUGGAUCUUGCGCGUACUCGUCGUGCCCUCGCACUUCUCGCCGAUAGAGCUACAUAUAUAACGUGAUAAAUUCAAAAGAGGACCACAAUCGUGACGUUAUUCGACGUUGUACGCGAAAGUGAACUGAUCCCGUUUAUCGUCUGAGUGAUUCCUCAACGCGGACCAUGAGUCUACGAUUCGCGGUCGCCGUUGCCGUUCUGAUCGUCGCGAUCGAGGCGAAGAAAUAUUACAACAAUAAUCCGGAAUUCUCGGUGGAGGAACAAUGGCAAGAGUUCGAGGAGUUUUUGAAAUGGAAGAAGUUGCGAGAGGCGCGCGAGGACAAUCCGCGAGAAAUCAAAUACGAAAAGUACAAUCACGAAAAUCAUGACAUGUACAAACCUGAGAAAGAUCGACAAAUCCGUGCAAAUAGCGAUGGCCCACCGCCGAUCGACCAAGCAGCUUUAAUGGCAAGAUACAUCGUCAAUCAGGCUGACUGGGUACCCGUAUCGACAAUAAGCACAAGGAAAGACAUCCAAUCAUUCCCAGCUGUAACUUUAGUGUCUCACGCGGACGGAAUUCUAGGAAAUGGAACUGGAAUUCCGUACUUGUAUCUUACUCCCUUGGACUUCACGGCACAAGAUCUUGCAAAAGAUAAUCGGGCGUCAGUGUUAUUGACUUUGGCUCAAGGGGAUUAUUGCAAAUCGAAAAAGUGGGAUCCCAUGGAUCCUCGAUGCGCCAGAGUUCUCAUGAGUGGCAGAAUUGUACCAUUGAAGAAUGAUAGCGCGGAACUCGAUUUAGCCAAAAAGGUAUUCUUCGAACGCCACCCAGGACUAGUUGGCAUGCCAGCAGAUCAUCACUUCUAUUUCGCUAAACUGAAGAUAAUGACGAUCGCAGUACUGGACACUUUCGGUGGACCGAAAUACGUCAGCGUGAAGGAUUAUUUGCAUCCACCAAUCGCCAACAUUACCGAAGAAUUUAACAGACGCUUUCCUAGAGACUCUUACGAAGGCCGAUCUCAAGACUAUAAUUCUAAUAUGUUGAAUCCUGUUGUACGCAGUAUAUAAGUUCAACUUUAAAAAAUUGUAAAUUGUAUUUCUUAUUUAGAUAACUAAUGUGAUCGCAUAAUGAAUGAGAUAAAUGAAUUCAUAAAUUGGAA